GACUUCACAUCCAUGUUUUUACAAGUAGUAAAAUUAAUUCCCCCAACACCUUAGUUCUAAUGAUGAUCCUGCUCCUUCAAUUGAUGGGACUUUCAAAAAAAUGGCCUACCUACUCGUCUGAAGAAAUAGCACGUCAUUGUACUCGAGAGUCCUUAUGGAUCGUUGUAGAUAAUUCUGUCUAUGAUGUUACCUCCUACCUAGGAUCCCAUCCAGGUGGGAUUGAAUCCCUCCUAAAACGUGGUGGGGGUGCAAGGGACUGCUCUGCGGACAUGGCAUUUCAUACUUCAAGAGCACGAAAAAUGCUAGAAUCCUUCAAGAUAGGUAUCGUUGAUCCAAACUGCCACCCUUCUAGGGCUUUAAACAAUUUGAAGGAAUCGGAUCCCCAAAAUAGCUGUUGCACGAUUACACGUACUUCAAAGCAAUCCAUAACAGAACCCCGAUUUAUUCCUUGUAUUAAGAAUAAAUAUACUGAGGAAGCCGCUAGCCUAGACGAAACCAUAAACCAUAAAAAUACCGUUUCAUCGCCUUGAAAUCACGAUAUAGCAGUUCCUGCAUAGCUAUUUGGAACGAUCAACAGAGCUGGCUUUUUUAGUAAAAACUAGGGUUCUUGAAAAGAUAUCACGCACAGACAAAAAUUUGUAUUCAAAAUAAAUAAAAAUCAAUUGAUAUAUAUAUAUAUAUAUAUUUCUGUAACAAUAUAACUAGUUUUUCCGGCCUAAUCAUGCUGUCUUCUCCACAUUUAAGGUCACUUAACUAACCUUAUUAUUUUUAGUAGACGUGGUUUGCAGAGCUCCAA
Molecule: messenger RNA, 796 nt
Organism: Phytomonas sp. EM1
Lineage: Eukaryota; Euglenozoa; Kinetoplastea; Trypanosomatida; Trypanosomatidae
Source: the annotation of a GenBank genome assembly